Triticum turgidum subsp. durum (durum wheat) is the source of this 945-nucleotide messenger RNA. NCBI's taxonomy places the organism in Eukaryota, Viridiplantae, Streptophyta, Magnoliopsida, Poales, Poaceae. The record is from the annotation of a GenBank genome assembly.
AUGGGCGGCGGGGGCAGUGACGGCGACGGCUACAGCGACUGGGCGGUGCUGCCCUGCCCUCCCCGCCUUGCCGAUGUUAGUCUUGCUCUGGUCGGGAAAGUUGGUUCCGGCAAGAGCGCAACCGCAAAUUGCAUACUUGGAGACGACGCAUUUGAAUCGAAGGACUCUUAUAGAGCUGUCACUGAAACUUGUCAGAAGAGAAGCAGGGAGUUCCACGAUGGCUGUGCGACCCGUACCGUGAAUGUCAUAGACACUCCGGGCCUAUUCGACAUGGAUAGUACAGCUGAAGAUGUUCAGAAAGAGAUAGCCAAGUGCAUGGACAUGGCCAAAGAUGGCUUCGAUGCUAUGCUUAUGGUCUUUUCAGCUCAGUCUCGGUUUUCUUGUGAAGAUGAGAAGGCAAUUGAGUCAAUCAAACUGCUCUUUGGCAAUGAAGUCCUUGAUCACAUGAUAUUAGUUUUCACACAUGGAGAUGUAGUAGGGGGCGAAAGCCGUUGGAAGAAAAAGUUAACUGACAGUGCCCCAGCAUAUCUCCAGGACAUGGUGGACCUAUUUGCAGACAGAGUUGUUCUCUUUGACAAUAACACCAGUGAUAUGCAGCAGCGCGAGUAUCAGCUCAAAAAUUUGUUCCGUGCGGUGGAUUUUGUCAUAUCAAGAAAUCAUGGCAGACCGUUCUGCAACCAGAUGUUCACUCAGAUUAAGGAAAUGCAUCCAGUAUCCAUAUCAAAUAAAGAGAUAUAUGAUGACUACCUUAAACAGAUAAGCAAGAUGGUGGAGGAAAAGUUAAACAGUACAAUUGCAAGGCUGGAAACCCAGCUGCACGAAGAGCAGAAAGAAAGGCAAGCCGUAGAGAACAGCUUGAGAGAAGAGAUUCAUGCACUGAAGGAUAGCCUGAAGAAGGCUGAAGAAGAGGCCAACAAAUCUAGCAGCAAAUGCAUCAUUCUGUAA